Plasmodium cynomolgi strain B is the source of this 390-nucleotide messenger RNA. RefSeq names its product KIR-like CYIR protein. The coding region runs from base 1 to 390 and encodes 129 amino acids. The transcript has 2 exons. The record is from RefSeq and is a predicted model, not a curated record. NCBI's taxonomy places the organism in Eukaryota, Apicomplexa, Aconoidasida, Haemosporida, Plasmodiidae.
AUGGACCUAGAAAGGUUAAAGAACCAGUACAAAUUUCUGACAAGCUGGCCGGAGUACAACUUUGACGAGCUGCGAGGAAUUAUCGUGAAUGACUAUGAAAAUAGCACCUGCAAAAAAAUCGAAGGAGUAAACCAAUACCAUAGGAAAAAAAAUUGCAUCACAUUCUACAGCAUUUUAGAGAAUCUAGUUCAUAGAGUAGGUCUAACAAGCAGCAAGCAUGAUAUAUGGAAAGAAUUUUUAGGUCGAAUAAAUGCUGAAGAAAAUUUUGAUUACUCUUCUCCAGUGAUUGGUAAUUUUAAUUAUAUUUUUGGAUCCCUCCUUGAAGAAAAUAUUUUAAAAAAUUUUAAUAUAAAAAUUUGGAUGGAAAAAGGAAUGAAGUUGAGGAUAUAA